Molecule: messenger RNA, 2068 nt
Organism: Portunus trituberculatus (swimming crab)
Lineage: Eukaryota; Metazoa; Arthropoda; Malacostraca; Decapoda; Portunidae
Product: glucoside xylosyltransferase 1-like
Exons: 2
Coding region: 463-1626 (387 amino acids)
Biological process (GO): protein O-linked glycosylation via N-acetylgalactosamine
Molecular function (GO): UDP-xylosyltransferase activity
Source: RefSeq, a predicted model, not a curated record
ACAACAACAACAACAAUGUGAUCCAAUGGCAACAGUACAAAGGAGGAAAGGAAGACGGGAGAAAAUGACUUGCUGACGUGGCGGAGUAUCAACACUCCUACAGCGACGCACUAAUGUGGCAGUCUGGACUGUGGCGAGGGAACGCUCGCCGCGGCAUUACCACAUAAGGGAAAAUGGGGAAACUAGUAACAGUGGAAACCUGGUGAUAACCAAUGUAUAUAUAGUAAAAAAGAAAAAGGAAAAAGCUUAUGCCACAAUAAAACCCAAAAAUUAUUUUAACAUCCGUUGUUUGAAGCAGAUAAAAGAAAAAAAAAAGGAUGGUGUGACGCAUUACUGAUAUGAGACACUAAAGUUCGGUAAGGCGGUUGAGAUAAGCCAAUGUUCAUUAAGACACGAAUUAUUGUGAAAGAACAUUAUCAAUGAUGAAUAUUCCCUUCAAAUGAGGAAAAGAAAGACAUAACCAUGAAGCGAGGCCGUAGAGUUACUUCAUCACUGGUCUUAAUCACAUUUUUCUACUUAAGCUAUAUGAUUUUUCUAUCAAGUCCAAAAAGCACCGAAUCAAAACAUGAAAUUAUCAAUAAAACACACCAAUCAGUAGUAUAUGGCAGUCCGUCUUUGAAAGCACCCAUGGUAAUAGCAAUCUGUCAAUCCGUUACGGGCAGAGAGGCAUCAUCGACAUCCAGCACCGUGACACUUAAUGAAAGGGUACGUUCGUGGUCAAGACAAGCAGAACAGCUCACCACCAUGCUAAAAACCUUGCUUUAUUUCACAAAGUCUCCGCUGUGGCGCAUCAUUGUCAUGACCGACACUCUUGACACCUUCAACAAAGUGCUCAACCUCACCGCCAGCCUUCCACGUCGCCGCCUCCUCCUGCAGCACCGGCCCAUCUGGUUGCCGCGGAACGAGCCCGUCAUCAAGAGACACUGGCGCCCGUGUGCGUGGGCCAAACAGUUCAUGGCGGAGGCGCUUCCUGACCAAGACUCGGCAGUGUAUGUGGACACAGACGUAGUGUUUCUAGGCCCUGCCGAGGAGCUGUGGUGGCUGCUACACUCCAUGGGCCCUCGGCAAGCCCUGGCCCUGGCCCCCGAACCUCAGUACCUACUCGACACUCCCAAGCGACCCUUCGCAGGCAGAGUGGGACUCAAUACGGGCGUCAUGGUGGCAAACCUGACACGUCUGCGCCAGCUGCCUGGAGGAGGCCUAGGCAGCGCCAUACUUGACUUUGGAGUCAUUACACCGCCACCUCGCCACGACCAGGACGCCCUCAACCAUUAUCUCCUACACAAACCUCACCUUUUGCUGGAGGUGACGUCACGCUGGAACUUUUCCCCUACCUGUUGCUUCCGUGAGGCGCCACCUUGUGCAGACUGCCUCUCGGCUGGCAUUCUCGUGCUUCACGGCUCUGAAGCCACUUUCUUCAGAAGUAUUGACAGAAAAUUUUUGUUGGUAUAUGCCACCAUGGCCGCUAUGAAACUUGAGGACAGCCCACGACUUCUGCUAGCAGGACUAGCGUGGCGCUUGGCGAUGCUUGAUACGUGGAGCCACGACUACAUCUGCAGUAAUUAUACUAACUUUAAUCAGGGCCUCACUCUGGCACUUCAUGAAGCAGCAAUAGAACAAAUCUGAAAAAAAAUCACGAAAAACUUAUAAUAUAUAUAUAUAUAUAUAUAUAUAUAUAUAUAUAUAUAUAUAUAUAUAUAUAUAUAUAUAUAUAUAUAUAUACGCAUAAGCAAAGUUCUUAGGAUCAGCAGCAAGGAUAGAAGCAAAAAUAAUGGGUUCAAGUUUUAGAAAAUUAGGUUUAAGAAAGAAAGGGGAAGGAAUUAAUAAUGUGGUUGAUGAAUGAAACGAAAUCAAUAAUCGGGCUGUUAGCGUUGUCAAUAGGGAGCUUUGAAAAAUUAGCCAAAUAUUACAACCUGGAUGAUGAUUGACGGCAGAUCUAGGAUAAAAAUUUGGUAGUACGUACCUAUUAAGAUUGAUAGCAGCUCCAAAGGAGCCUUGUCAGUAUAUAAGCACCCUUGAGAAAUCUAGUCGUUUUAGAAAAUCUUAUUCCAUAUAUACCUAUUAUCCU